CAUAGUUAAGAUUUGAAUUGUUUUAUAUAUCAAUGACACAUUUUUACCUCCUGGUCCUGUCAUUAACCAUUUAGUAUUUAAAAUUUCGUUUAUAUAUCUUAUAUCCUGUGAGGUAUAUUCCAUUAAAAAAAAACGUAAGUAUUUAAAUUGAUUUAAUACAAUAGUUUGGGUUUUGGAGUUUCAAUUAUUGGUAGAAAAUGUAUAUUUGAUUGUAUAAUAAUAACUAGGGUGUGGAUUUAAAUGCUCAAAAAAACAAGAAAAGUGCUUUAAAAAAAAUACAAUUCAAUGCACUUAAAUUUAAAAAAAAGAUUAAAAAUGCUUUAAAAACUAUUUUAAACUUUGAAAAAAAUGUUUUUUAUUAGGUAUAUGAAUUUAAUAACCUCAACAGUGCAAAUUGUGAAAUACGACUUCAUUACAACUCAACAACUGUUAAUAAUACUUUAACCUAACCAAAGUUUGAAUUUCUUUUAUCGACAAUCAACAGUCAUGAAUUAUAGUUAAUAUUAAUAUUUUUAAAUGUUUAUUUCAGACUCCAUUAUACGUUUUAAAUACUCAUGAUUACGUUUUCUUAACAAUUCAUUAAUAAUUUAAUAUUAUAGUUCCAACAGAUUAAGAAAUAGUAUAAAAUAUGUCUACAACUAGUCAAAAACAUCGGGAAUUUGCUGGUGAGCCUAUGCGAGAUAAACCAGUUGAAGAUCUUGCUGGUAUUGGACCAGUUUUAGCAGGUCGAUUAAGAGAACAAGGAUUCACUAAAGUGAGUUAAUAUGAAUUCUUUCUAAAAACGAAAGUAAUUAUCAGUAUUAUAAUUCAAUAAUUUUGUAUUAAGUAUUCAGCAGUUGUACUAUAUUAUUGUUAUUGAAUAUAAUUAUAUUAAUAUUUUAUUGAAUAGGUAAUCUCAAAUAAAAUUCAAGGUCAUCCAUAAAGAAUUAAAAUAUAUAUCAUAUUUUGUGAUAGGUCAGUAAUUCAUACAUUUUAUGUAAUCUUCUAUAUAGAAAUAUUAGUUAAAAACACUCAAUAUAGAGAUAUUGAGAAACACUGAUUUAUUCAAAUUAAAUUUAGAUUUUUAUGGUCUUGGAAUUUUUUAAUCAUCAAAAUUCUGUAAGUGCAUUAUAGCUUAUGUUUGUAUUUUUUAUAAAUGGACAUCUCUCAUGAUAAUCAUGGUUAUUCAUUUUUUUAUUUUUCCACUUGUUUUAGUGCUCGAACACUAGUAGUUAUACCUAUUAAAUUAUUAAUAAAUUUAAUUUAACCUGUAUUUUAACUAAUUUUUGAAUUGGAAAAAUAAAUUCAAAUUCAUGAAAAAAUGGUUCAAAUAAAGCAUUUGUAUGAAAAAAAAAAAAUACUUGAAGUUGCUUUUUCAACUUCAUUUUUUUUCUUAUAAUUUAAAAUUUAUAUCAAGAGCCAAUUGUAUAUUAUGAUAAGUUAUCUAAUUAAAACAUAAUAUAAUAAUAAUUAAUUUGUUAAAAAAUAAAUUCUGAACAAAGCUCAUUAAAAUUUUAGUUUUCUUUAAAACAUUGUGCUAUAAAUUGUAGUAUUUUACCCAAACAAAACAAAUAUAAUUAUAGUAUGAUUAGAUAAUUGAGUUGAUAUCAUACUGGGUUGGGUCAACCUAUGACUGAACAUUCCUCACUGCUUUGAUAUAUAUUUUUUUUAUUUGAUUAUUAGUAAGUACGUAACAAGAUAGAAUAAUUAUAAAAUAAAUAUAAUGGUAUAUUUUGUUUUAGGCAUACAAUGUGUUAGGUCAGUUUUUACUUUUACAAAUGGAUCAAGAUUUAUUCUGUGAUUGGUUGAAAGACACAGUAAAAUCUAACUCAAAACAAUCUAAAGAUUGUCAUGCUUGUUUAAAAGCAUGGUGUGAUGAAUUUUUAUAGUAAAAUUAUAAGUGUUGUGAUAACUAUUUUGUUAUCAUCCCUCACCACAUUAAAGUUUUUUAUUUCUAAUAUUAGUAAAUACGUUUGAUGUAUAAAUAUAAGGUAUAAUUAUAUAUAAUAUAUAUAUAUUUAUAGAAUUUAUAUAUCUUAUUUUUUUUAUUAUUAUUAUAAUAACAAUUUAUGUAAUUAUAUUUAUCUAUAACUUUAUUCGUAAUUUAUUUUUAUAAUUUCAUAUUUACAACAAAUAAAUCUAAUUUGUGGUCAUAAAAUGAACAUGUAGAAAUUAUUUUUUUAUUCUCAUUUAAAUGACACCAAUCAGCUCCAUAAAACAGCCUGUUAUUUUUUUCACCAAAUGAAUGACAAAUAUUUAAUGAUGUGUCUAUUAUAUGUGCAGCAUUAAACAUUGAAGCACUUAAUAUAUAAUCUUCGUUUAUAGGUUCCCAUUUCAGUCUCCAAACUCCACCAUUUACAUUGACAUUAUUAUAACUUUGCUUCAUAUUACGUACAUCCCACAGUCUAACAAUUUCAUCAUAGCUAAACAAAUUAAAUAAAUUCUAUAUAUAUUACAAAUUGUUUGCAGAACUUUGACAAAUUACCUUCCAGUAGCAAUUAUAUUUUUUCUAAUUUUACUAGAUGAGCAGGUAGUUACUCCUUGUUUGUGUUCUUUAUUUUCAAAUACAGGUUUAUCAAAUUUUAAACGUUGGUCAUAACAUUUAAAUUUACAGUCAUCA
Molecule: messenger RNA, 2599 nt
Organism: Cinara cedri
Lineage: Eukaryota; Metazoa; Arthropoda; Insecta; Hemiptera; Aphididae
Source: the annotation of a GenBank genome assembly